AUGGCAAAAUUUUUUUCACGUUUAUUCAGUAGUGGUUCAUCAUUUCGUGGUUCACAAACAUCACUUUCUGAUCCUCAUAAUCAAAGUAAAACAUCCAGCAAUAGUCGUACAGCAUCAUCACUUGAAAAUCUUGCAUCAUAUCAUGUUAUAUCAAAAGAACUUGAAAAAAAUAAAUUACAUAAAGCAGCAUGGGAAGGAAAUCUUAAAAAAGUUCAACGUCUUGCACGACCAGGUCAAAUUAAUACUCCAUUACAUUUAGCUGUUGUUAAAGGACAUAUAGACAUAGUCAAAUAUCUUGUUGAUGAAGAUGCAAAAUUAGAUGUCGUUGAUAAUGAACAACGAACACCAUUAAUUAAAGCUGUUCUUAGUGGUAAUCAAAAUAUACAACGCAAUUAUGAAAUAUGUGAAACUUUAUUAAAGGGUGGCGCUGAUAAAUCAAUAAAUUCAGUUGAUAAACAUGGAAGAACUGCUUUACAUUAUGCAAUUGAUUUUGGAAAUGAACGUCUUGUUGGUCUUUUUCUAUCAAAUGAAAAUUGUGAUCCUAAUUUUAAAGAUCAUGAUCAAAUGACACCAUUACAUUUAGCAAUAAAACGUAAUAGUUCAGCAAUUGUUCAUUUACUUUUAUCUGAACAACAUGAUCAACAAGCUGAUCCAAAUAUUGUUAAUCGUUUUGGACAAACACCAUUACAUUUAGCAGCUAGUGUUGGUUAUGUUGAUAUUAUUCGACUUUUACUUUUAUCUAAUCUUAAUGAACCAUGUGAUCCAACAAUAGUUGAUUCACAACAAUUAACAGCAUAUGAAUUAGCUAAAAAUAAUCAUCAUGAAAUAUGUGCAAAAUUAAUUGAUGAAUAUCAAGAAAAAUGGUUUAAAAAAACACCAAAAAGAUUAUUAUCAACAUCAUUUAAUGAACAAUCAUCAAUAAAAGCAACAAGUUCAAUAUCAAUGCAUCCAAAAGCUAAUCUACAACGUGAAAAUGAUGCAACAAGUGAAGAUUCAUCAUCAAUGUCAAUAAAUAAACCAUUAAAAUUUUCACCAAAAAAAAUACCACGAUUAAGUGAUCAAUGGUCUGAUGAUAAUGCUCUUUCAGCAAGUGAAUCAAAACCUGUUUUACAUGGUUUAAUUAAAAAUAAUCCAAUAAAACCUUAUACUAACCAAACAAAUAAUGAAAAUUCUGCAUUGAAUAGUCUUCUUCAUAAUAAUCCAUUACAACCUCAUAGUAAACAAACAAAUGUAACAAAUAAUGAAAAUUCUACAUUGAGUAGUCUUGUUCAACAUAAUCCAUUACAAAUAAAUACAAAAAGACAAGCACCUACAGCUCAACGAACACAAUCGUCAUCGAUUUUUGGUAUUCAACCAGCAUUUGAUCGUAAAGAUAGUGAUAAUACAUCGACAAGUAUAUCAAAUGAAAAAUUACCUAAAUCUGUACAACCAAUAUUAGAAAAAAAACCUAUAACAUCAAAUAUAUAUGUUAAUACAUUACCACAACAAACAUCAAAUACAAAAUCUUGGUCGGAUGAUACAAUAACAGUACCUGUUACACAAAUAAAAAAAAUUGAACGACAUAGUGAAACAUGGGAUACAUCAACAUCUGAAGAUGAUAAUAUAAAUACAUCUAAACCACAACAUACAUCCAAUAUUCUACAAAAAACACUUCCAUUUUCACCAUCAAAAGAUGAUUUAACAGAUUCUAAUAGUGAUAAUAAUUCAGUUAAUACAGAAAUUCGAAAUUUUGACAUUAAUAAAACAGUUAUUCAAAAUUUAGUUAAUACAAAAAUUGGAAAUGGUUAUAGAGUAAUUGGUCCAACGAAAACUCAAUCACCUAUAAGUGAUGAUUCUUCAUGGACAACAACAUCUGUAAAAAUGAAUAAAGAAUCAACAAUAAAUACAAAAGGUAUUACUAAUCUAGUACAACAAAUAAAAAAAGAUGAAUCAACAUGGGAUAAUUCUCAUUCAUUAACUACUAAUUUAAAACAAUCAAAAGUACAAACAAAAGGUAUUGAAAAUCGAAUACAACAAAUAAAAACAGAAGAAUCAACAUGGGAUGAUUCUCAAGUAUCAAGUCAUAGUUCGAAACAAUCAAAAGGUAUUGAUAAUCCAGUAAAAAUUAUGGAUACAAAUGUACAUAUAAAAUCAUCAAAUCGACCAACAUCAUCGAACAUCGUCGGUAAACUUAUUACAACUUCUAUGUCCGAACGUGCUGAUUCAAUAAUAUCUGAAAAUACUUUACAUGAAGUUGAUAAUGAUGAAGAUUAUGAACCAAAUUUGAAAAAGAAAACCGACGAAGCACUUGUAACAUCUAUAAAAGAUCAUAGUUCUAAAAAAAUACAACAUUCAUCAUUACCUUAUGAUGGUAAUAAUUUAUAUGGUUCAAUAUCAUCAACAAAAUCAUCGUUUAAUAAUAUACAAAUAAAUGAAUUAAAAGAAAAGAUUGAAAAACUUGAACGUAAUCAAGAAGAUACACAAGAAUUAAAACGACAAUUAAAAGAAAUGGAAAAUAAAAAAAAUAAUUUUGAAAAAUUAUAUAAAGAAAAUGAUCAAAUGUUACGUCAAAUUGAAAAUAAAUUAGAACAAGAAAAAAAUGAAAAACAACGUUUAGAAUGGACAACAAAAAAUUUAAAUAUAGAAUUACAAAAUAUUAAACAUAAACUUCAAUCAUUAGAAGAUGAAAAAGAUUUAUUAAAUCAACGUUGUAUUAGAUUAAAAGAAGAAAGAGAUAAUCAUGAUGAAAAAUUACGUAUAUUACAAGCAAAUAGUUUACCAACAUCAAUACGAAGUUCACAUCAUGAUGAUGAUAUUGAUAAAAUUCAAGCUCGACAUCGUGAAGAAUUAAAAUUAUUAUCAGCUGAAAAUGAUGAUUUACAUAAUCGUACACAACAAUUAGAAUCUGAUUUAGAAUUACAUAAAGAAUCACUUGAUGUAACUGUACGUUAUAAAAUUGAUCUUGAAAAAGCAUUAGAAGAAAAAACAUUUUAUCAACAUGAAUUAGAUCAUUUAAAAUAUGAAAAAAAUCUUAUUGAACAAGAAAAAUUUGAAUAUAAAACUAAAUAUGAUAGUUUACAAGAUGAAAUACGUAUUAUACUUUUGGAUCGUUCAAAACUUGAACAAAAAUUAACAAGUGAAUUACAAGAACAUUUAGAAGAAAAACAACGUUCAACGGAUGAUAAACAAAAAUAUCGAAUUGAAAUUGAACAAUUAAAUAUUAAAUUAAAUGAUGCUGAAACACGUUUACGUUUAUUACAAACACAAAAUGAAACAUUACUAGUAUCAAAAGAUCGUAAUAUUAAAAAUGAAUUUGAUUCACUUUCACAACGUCUUACACAAAUUGAAUCAAAUAAAUUAAAUGCUGAACAACGUUAUCAUAAUCAACAUAAUGAAAUAACAAAUAAACAACAACAACAACAAAUUUCAAAUCAACAAUCUAUUAAUCAUAUACAAGAUCAACAUUCACAUUCUUCAUCAUGUAAAAAUUGUAAUGCAAUUCAACAAAAUAAUAAACAACAAUAUGAAUAUCAAUUACAAACUGAAAAAGAUAAUGAACAUUUACGUCAUACAUUUUCAUAUCCAAAACAAUAUCAAUAUUUAAAUAAACCAUUUCUAUCUGAACAAAACAAUGAAAAUUAUUUAAUAGAAAAUUCAAGAAAAAUUCGUUCUGAUACAGAACGUGUUAAAACAGAACUUAAUCGUUUACGUCAAGAUUUUGAUAAUUUAAUAACAAAUUAUGAACCAAUUAAUAAUUAUCAACAACAAAUACAAUUACAUUCAUCAAUAGAUACAUUUCGUCAAUUUUAUGAAAAUGAAUUACGACAACGACAAUUACUUAUGUCAAAAUUAACUUAUGGAUUAAAAUCAUCAUUAACAGAAAAUUAUCAUCAAUUAUCAUCACCACCAUAUUUAAAUCAUAAUCAUUCAUUUAAUGAUAAUUGUACAAUAUGUACAAAUAAUCAUUUUCUUCGAAAACGACUUGAUACAGCUAUUGAUACAAGUUUAGCUGAUCAACGUUUACAAAAAAUAAAACAAUAUUCAACUAUACCAAGACAAGCAUCAUCAUUAUUAUCAAUAAAUACAAUUAAUAAUAAUGAUAUUAUGUCAUCUAUGGAAUUUUUACGUGAACGUUAUUAUGUUUGA
Rotaria sp. Silwood1 is the source of this 4125-nucleotide messenger RNA. The record is from the annotation of a GenBank genome assembly. NCBI's taxonomy places the organism in Eukaryota, Metazoa, Rotifera, Eurotatoria, Philodinida, Philodinidae.